Messenger RNA from Topomyia yanbarensis, 4313 nucleotides. RefSeq lists its product as uncharacterized. Lineage: Eukaryota; Metazoa; Arthropoda; Insecta; Diptera; Culicidae. The transcript is spliced from 10 exons. Gene Ontology annotation, cellular component: neuron projection membrane. Bases 1855 to 3477 code for a protein of 540 amino acids. The record is from RefSeq and is a predicted model, not a curated record. Gene Ontology annotation, biological process: synapse organization.
CGGGGCAAUCUGGACGUUUUGUAGCGCUUGUUGCGCGUCGCGACGACGUACGACGAAUUCCGCCUUCGCGGUGGAUUGCUUCUCGGGAAAACUGGAAGGACCAUUGUCGCGUAAGGAAAAUUAAUCAUUUUGGAAGCAUGCCGAGCUCGAUGGAAAAGUGAUAGGUGAUUAGUAGGUUUACGAUGAUUACAAUUAACCCUCACCGUACCCCCUGAUGAGUGUGUCAACUAGUCGGUGAAAACUGAAGAGAGGGCGGGAAGCAUAACCGAAGAGAAUGCGGGCGAUCGUAUAUUAAUUAUUCAAACAUAUCAAGAAAGGAUGUUUCGGUCGAUGUAUAACUCUGCUGGUGGGCCUUACCAAUAUAUCAGCGGACAAUGACGUGAAUGGAUUCAGGAUAGCUAUUCUUUACAUCGUAUCCUACUUCUUGAAUGUCGUUCCGACUGGAACAAGAAAAAUAAUAACAAGAAGAAGACGGAAAAUUGGUUGUUAUACGGUACAGAGAAGUGUAGCAAUGUAACGGAACUGCUUGCCGACGUAAAGUGCAAUUUUGCUGGAAUUGUGUUCUGGACAGCCACAGUAAUAAAAAUAGUGUUUGUGGGAGUGGGCGAUGUCCUCGAAGGGCUGGAAUGGCAAACAAGAAAUAGUGUUAUUAUUUCUGAUGGAUAUUUCUCCUCACAGCGUUCGAUUCCGGCGGGAGACUCUGACGCGAGCCAAAUGACCCAACUGGCGAGAGGAGGAAUAGCGGAAGAAGAAUUGGAAGAAGACCUAAGGGAAAAUCGAUGUUUAGAUAUUGUGUACGAUAGUGCUAAGUUUGGUGCUGUGCCAAAAAUUGUGCGGAACUCACCCAGAUUACUACGGGUUCGGCCUCGACAGUGUUGAACAAGGCGAAAAAUAUUUUUUAUCGUUUUUUUCUCGUUCAUGGAGUUGAUUCGACUCAGCAGAGCCAUAACCUACCAAGCGUCUCCAUUGGCAGAUCAUCUUCACUCCGUUCCGACCGUGUGUAAACGAGAAUCGUGCUUUUUCUCGGGAAUUGUGUUGACAAGUGUAACGUUUUUGGGCGAAUGUAUCUGGCAAACCGCCCACGGGGAAAAAUCGUUUGUCACGUGGAAUGUGGUAAAGGCAAACAACAAACUACCGAUUCGUUUCUGAAGCGAGAUUGUGGUCCCACACUGUUUUCGUUCCCGCAGGGAAAUCAGGUACCUUUUUUACUGGUUCCGCGGCGAUUGAAGGUGAAGCCAGCAGCUGUAGCAAAUCAGCGCUCGCUCAAAUCUCGUUGGUGGUGAAAUCAACCGAAACAGUGCGACAUCUGUCAAACCUCGGUGCUAAAUAUUCAAACAAAAGAGAUCAUUCAUCAACCUGGGGCUUACCGAACAGUUUGCAAAAAAAGGUGCUUCUCGCUUUAUUUGUUUGUCUGUGGAGUGCAAUCAAUGUGGAACGAGAAGCGAAUUGUAUAAAAAAACUCGACUGAAAGCAAGGAUUAAAUUGGCAUUCAACUUGUCGCCGUUUGCUUAUUCUUUUGACACCUUUCGGCUGUCAGUUCGUGGAUGUUGAUGAGAGCGUGACCGCUACCCAUCCCAGUUGUUCUGGGUUCAAUCCCAGCCGAGGUAUGGAACAUUAUACAGCUACAAACGAAGUGCAUAGUACUGACAAAUAGAAGUGACAAGUGAUUUACCUGUAUGCAAGAAGACUUGUACCAUUGAAUACUCGGACAAGCCAACCGACCGACUACCUAAUCUAGUUAAAACCAAAAAAUAUCAAGAAAAAACAACCAACUUGGCUUCAGUCCUUCACACCAAACCCGACCCCCGUCGCACACCUUAAUGUGGAACAAGCGACGCCUCCGUAGCCGUUCUGAUGUUACUCACCAUGAUGUAUCAAUGCUGCAUAAUUGCAUUAAUGAUAGCUCACUCUGUACCAGCGGCGACGCAUCAAUCAUCCGCACCAACGGCAUUUGUCGUUUACACCUCCACGCUCAAAUCGACGAUGACCGCAGAUGACAGCCGGACUUGGAGUCACGGUAUCCAUCCGGAAAAUUUGUUGGAAGCACCGGCCAGUGCCGCCGUUCGGUUGGCGGACGUGGAAGCAAGUAGCAGUAGUUAUGAUAGUGCAAGCAGACGAGAAGGAACAGAGUACAAGACUAAUCAAGCCGGUAGCCGAAAUUCGCUGGAGAGCGAGCAAGAGAAAAGUCAUUCGACGAAGCAUCGGACAGUAGCAGGACCACCCAUGUCACCUUCGCUCAGCGACAGCGAAAAUCCAUCGUACACAGCGGAUUUGGAAAUGAACACAAAUCCAUCAACGACACAACGAAACCUUUCGGCGGUUGCGGCAGCAGAAGCAGCGGCACUGAACGAAGACGAAACUACCGGCCGGAUGAAUCCAACAGUGCCGAGCAUGGCUGCUAAUGGUGGCAACGUCAGUUUGUCGCUCAUCGACAACACGAUGCUAUUGUUGCCCUCCGGUGUACCAGUACCCCAACAACAACAACAAAGCCAACCGCAGUUCCAACCACUACCACAACAACAGCAACAACAACAACAACAACAACAGCGACAUCGAACGAUCAACUCGAUGAACCUUAAUCCAACCACUCCGGCGAUGCUGGUGAAACCGGUCAACGAGCACCGGAAACUGCUGAAGAGCACCGGGCCCAUCCUGAACUACGUCUUCGAUUCGCAUCCACCGUACUACAAGUCCACCUACUACAACGUGCGGUACGGCCCUCAUUUCGAAACGGACAACGUGACCAACAUUACCGUUCAGAACGGCGAUGAUUUAUUUCUUAGCUGUAGGAUAAGUUUACUUCAGGAUAAAACGGUAUCGUGGGUCCGACGGAAACACGGCGAAACAGACCUACAACUGUUGACAGUCGGGAAGCAGACAUACUCGGGUGAUCCUAGGUACACGAUCGAGUUCCAGUAUCCGAACAACUGGCGCUUGAAAAUUGCGGCUGCCAACAAAAACGACGAGGGUGUCUACGAGUGCCAGAUUUCCACCCAUCCACCCAAAGUGAUAAUCUACUAUCUGCACGUGAAUGCACCGGAGGUUCUGAUCGUCGACGAAGAGGGUGAACCGCUGUACGACAAGUACUACGAGGUGGGGUCGACGAUAAAGCUGAUGUGCCGAAUACGCCACAUGUCGAUGCUGCGAUCCGCCGUUUACUGGAUUCACAACGAGAACAUACUGAAUCAUGACGUGCAGCGGGGUGGCAUCAGCGUCAAGACGAAUCUCACCACCGUCGGUGCCAACUCUACGCUGUUCGUGGCCAAAGUGAACAAACAGGACUCCGGCAGCUACACGUGCUCGAUUGGACCGAAUCAGCACUACAGCGUCUCCGUACACGUUCUAAAUGGCACAGCCAAUCCGUACGGAAUUUAUCAGCGAUCGUGUGCCUUCUCAGCACUGCUCGAAACAGUCGACCUGAGGUUCAUCCUGAAGCAGCUGCUCUUCCUGCUGGUGAAGCACCUACUGGACAGAUAGCACUACCCACUGGUGCCCGUUGGCGGUGUUGCCCUCAUGCUUCUGCAGUUAUAGAGUGAAGCUGGUGGAGACGCUUCCCAUUAUUUAUUAUCUUGUAAGCUAGUUUGUACAGACCAAAAUAAGAAGUAAACAGAAGAAAAACACGAUCUUUACGGUAAGACCUCUAAGGUUACUGCGGACCCGAAUCGCGUGUACACUAAAACAUAUAGAUAAGUAAAAAGAAACUGAAACAGAGAUAGCUAACGAAUAUUGGCGCGUUGGUUUGGUCACAGCCAAUUGGGCUUCAGUUCAACGAAACGGAAAUGUUCCAACUAGAUAUUAUAUAUUUAAAUGUUUAUUCGAUUGACUGGGCAGAACACGAGGGAUGCGUACACCGAGUAGCACCUAAACCUAAAGUUGUUCAAAGUUUACGGACAGAGACUAGGAAAAUAAUUUUUAUUACUGCUGUUUCAUUGAUUCAACUGUUUCUAGGUUAGUUAUUUUAUACAAGAAAGCUAGAAUGGAAUGUGUUGAAUUUAAUAUUUUUGUACAAAAUGGAAAAUUUGAAUGCGAUGCAUUUUUUUCGUUUUCGAGAAGAAACGAAAGAGAAACUCUUGUUAGAAAGUGUAAUAAAACAAGUAAGAUUAGAAAAGUAACAAAAUACAAAACCCUAUCGUAUAGUCUAAAGUAAAGUAAUGAGUAAAAAAUACUGCAUCUUCUAAAAUAUUCUCUAGAAUAUGUGACUAUUUAAGUAAACCAGUUGAAAGAAAAUAUGACAAACUUCCUGUAAAAUAAAAAUGAAUCGAAAUACAAAGUAUUUUGAGUAAAUAAAUAAGCUUAGCUCGUCUUCCAAGGUA